Neurospora tetraspora is the source of this 2124-nucleotide messenger RNA. RefSeq lists its product as uncharacterized. The transcript is spliced from 2 exons. Bases 79 to 2124 code for a protein of 681 amino acids. The record is from RefSeq and is a predicted model, not a curated record. NCBI's taxonomy places the organism in Eukaryota, Fungi, Ascomycota, Sordariomycetes, Sordariales, Sordariaceae.
GCAUCCACAAUCACUCCGUCCCACUUCCUGUGCAUCCUCAGAAGAAUAUUCAUUUACCUAACCGCUCAAUGCUUCAAGAUGGAUGACAUUCCCUCCCCUGUUGUAUCCGCCUCAUGCUCCCCCGGGGGCUUGACGUAUGCGGAGGUCAUCAGGAUCCGACGAAACCUAGAUCGCAACACCGAUACCAUGUACGAAGACCUUCGCAAGAACGAGCUCGAAGCCUGGGAGCACCCUAGUCCGUUACUGUCUCACCCCUAUCUCAGGCAGUUGCCUCCAUUGCCCUCAACUCUCUCCCGGCGCGGUGCAGUGUCAGAAAACGAUUCUCCCGCUGACGUGCCAUACGCUGUGGGCGGUUUAGCAAGCGUGGCAGCUGUUCAACUUCUUAGAUCCUGUCUGAGAAACACGCCCGAGUUCCACAAAUCCCAAACGCCCACAAGCCUCAACAACCCAGACAUCAACCUCUACCUCCUUCGACAACACGAAGCCGCACAGUCCGAUAUGUCCUCACGAUUGGCAACCUGCGUGUGGACAUCCAAUAGCCUCCAGCCCCAGACAUAUACCACGGAGAUUACGGUCUGGGAUCCAAAGAGCACAGGGACUGACGGGGCUUUGAGUAGUCGUCCUGAAAGCUCCGAGAAACAGGAAGAACGACCAUCUAUCCGUCGCAUAGUAACGCCCGACAUCAGCUCAAUACUGCGUCGUGGUUCAACCCCCAAGUCUCCCAAAUCCCGAAGACGCAUGCCAUCUGAUGCUUCUCGCAGCAAUGGAACGGGGAGAAGAGCAACAUUUGCCUUCAAUAGCGGAUGGCAGACGCAGGAUGGUCUGGUUAAAUGGAACGAAGGCGCCCCUGGCCGCGACAGUCCGGAUAGCUCAAGGUCACCCGAUGACGACCUCGGAGGACCAUCCUCACCAGGCCAGACCCAAAACGACGACAGCCGCAAACAAUCACUCGAUAUGUGCUCUUGUCCAGAUCUGGGAAGGGAGAAGGACGACGAGGAAGCCGAACGUCCAGAUCUACCACGCAGGCGAACAGAUGGCCCCCAGGUUCACUGUCCGCACCACCAUUUCAGAAACGUAUUCCAACGCUCCCAAUCCGUCUGCCCAGGCGAACUACAACUAGAUACCCACCGGAUCCAGGACCCACGAAGUCGGCGCCGCUUGAACCGCGAAGAUGAGUUAUUCUUGGACUCACGAACAGGCGCUGCGGGGCCACUCAACAACGCUUCGGCGCAAGAAUACUCCCCAAAGCUGCUUGCCAUCGCCGGCGUGAUGAUCGCAACCGGGGAGCUUGACCGACUCUCGCUGAGGAGUAGUCAUAGUCACCGUCACUCUCUGUCUCAAGCUUCACAGGUCAGCAUCAGCAGCUCGCAAGACUCGGAAGAGGAAGAGGAAGAGCUAGAGCUACCUCCUCUGCCGCCGAUCAAAACUGGCGCAGGCAGACGGAAGACGCGCGCCAUUGCUCGACCUGGCACAGGGACGCCUACAGCUCAAGCACCGUUUGGGUCAUCAUCAUUUCGCGUGAAGAGACCGGCCCCACGCCGGUUGUCAGAACUCUGGAACGCUUCCUGGGAUAAUGAUCAAGAGGAUGAUGAGGAUGAUUCGGGUCCUUCGGAAAAGCAGUCGAGUUCUCCCGGUCUAUAUGAUUUGGAUUCCCCCAGGUUCACCGGCGCUCGCGAAAAUGACGUGAGCCCCGGGGGCGGAGCAAAUGCAGAGACUCCCCGGCUUUCGUGGCCGCCAAACCUGAACCGCGUGGACCAGUCGCUCAGGGAACAGGGGGGAUAUUUUGGAGGAGGAUUGAACGAGGAGGAUAUUAGUCCACAGGACGACGGGAGAAGCCCGGGGUGGAAGGAGACGGAGGAGAGAAGAAGCAGCAACCUCACUCUCCGAAAUGAUGGGGACCCGAGUGAUGGGAACCCUUCGGACACGUCACCUUCUACCUGUGAAUGCACGCAUUGUGAGCACGCUGGGUAUUUUGUCAAGGUUGCUGAUGACGCGGCUGGCCAUGAUGAGCAUAAGGUGGAAUUGAACGAGGAUGAAGUUGGAGGGGUGAUGCAGCGGUCGGGGUCGAGUCAGACGAUUAUUCAUACACCUACGAGGCAUUCGAGCCAGGAGGCGGAAGAUUGA